Callithrix jacchus (white-tufted-ear marmoset) is the source of this 889-nucleotide messenger RNA. RefSeq names its product mitochondrial ribosomal protein S12 (gene MRPS12). Gene Ontology annotation, cellular component: ribosome; small ribosomal subunit. NCBI's taxonomy places the organism in Eukaryota, Metazoa, Chordata, Mammalia, Primates, Cebidae. Gene Ontology annotation, molecular function: structural constituent of ribosome. The record is from RefSeq and is a predicted model, not a curated record. Gene Ontology annotation, biological process: translation.
CCCAAUCGUCGUCUAUGUCCCGCCUCUUCGGUGACGCAAAGGCGGAACCAGCCAAUCCCUGCACCAAUAGCGCCCGGAAGAGGCUAGAGGCAGGUUUCAACGUGUCCGCGACCUCACCGCUGGAGUACUUGAGGGACGGCCCAGGCGGCAGGAUGUCCUGGUCUGGCCUUCUCCGUGGCCUCAACACGUCCCUAACUUGUGGCCUAGCUCUGGUUCCCCGGCUCUGGGCCACCUGCUCCAUGGCUACUCUGAACCAGAUGCACCGCCAGGGGCCUCCCAAGCGGCCGCCUCGGAAGUUGGGCCCCACAGAAGGCCGGCCGCAGCUGAAGGGCGUGGUCCUGCGCACGUUCACCCGCAAGCCCAAGAAGCCCAACUCUGCCAAUCGCAAGUGCUGCCGUGUGCGGCUCAGCACGGGCCGCGAGGCCGUCUGCUUCAUCCCCGGGGAGGGCCACACCCUGCAAGAGCACCACAUUGUCCUUGUGCAGGGCGGCCGCACCCAGGACCUGCCAGGCGUCAAGCUCACCGUUGUGCGUGGCAAGUAUGACUGUGGCCACGUGCAGAAGAAGAAGUGACCGCUGGGGGCCCAGUGGGCUGGGCACCCCUGCAGAACAUGAACCUUCCACUCCGGGCUGCAGCAGGGUCCCUGGAUGCUAGCUCUUGCGCCUCUGGAGGCAGCCAAUCUUGGAUUCGAAGCCUGGCUCUGCCUCUUCCAUCAGGACCACUAUUGAACCAUAGGAGUCCUGGGGGUGCAAAGGGUGCCCCUGUGUGCACAUCCUUGGCUCCUGUGUUUAGAGGAGUGGCCUGAGGGGCCUUUUCUGCUGGAACAAGACACUGUACUGCCCUCUGCUGGGAAGGGGUUUUAAUAAACAGAUCCUGGCGCUCCUGAAGU